Penicillium canariense is the source of this 801-nucleotide messenger RNA. RefSeq lists its product as uncharacterized. The transcript is spliced from 3 exons. The record is from RefSeq and is a predicted model, not a curated record. Gene Ontology annotation, molecular function: oxidoreductase activity, acting on the CH-OH group of donors, NAD or NADP as acceptor. Bases 1 to 801 code for a protein of 266 amino acids. Lineage: Eukaryota; Fungi; Ascomycota; Eurotiomycetes; Eurotiales; Aspergillaceae.
AUGGAUCUCUUCUCGUUGAAAGGUAGAACCGCUUUGGUCACAGGUGGCAGUCGUGGCAUCGGCCACGCCAUGGCUAUUGCGUUGGCUGAAGCUGGGGCGGAUAUUGUGCUAGUCCAACGGGACACAAAUAACCCCGCCACGAAAGAGCAGAUCGAAAAAUUGGGCCGCAGGGCCAGCAUCUAUACUGCCGACCUGGCCUCGCAGGAGUCCGUAUCACGACUUGUGUCAACGGUGAUCCAAGAUGGGCAUGACCUUGACAUCCUGCUGAACUGUGCGGGGAUUCAGCGGCGACACCCGAGUCACGUCUUCCCCGACGACGAUUGGGAUGAGGUUGGCUUCUUCUCGCCACUGCCGCUGGCCGUCCCUGUCAACCUCACUACCGUUUUCACCCUCUGUCGCGAUGUCGGCGCAUACAUGCUCACGCGAACCCCCAACGCGUCCGGCCAGCGCGGGAGCAUCAUCAAUAUCGCCUCUCUCGUCUCCUUCCAAGGCGGCCUCACCGUGCCCGCCUAUGCCGCUGCCAAGGGCGGAGUCGCUCAGCUCACCAAGGCCCUGUCCAACGAGUGGGCUUCCCGGGGAAUCAAUGUCAACGCCAUUGCGCCUGGGUACGUGGCGACAGACAUGAACACAGCGUUGAUCCAGGACCAGGAGAGGGCGGCGAGUAUCCUGGAACGAAUUCCAGCGGGGCGCUGGGGGACUCCGGAGGACUUUAAAGGGUCGGUAGUGUAUCUGGCCAGCCGAGCAAGCGCGUACGUGAGUGGUGAGGUUCACACGGUGGACGGCGGCUGGAUGGGAAGGUAA